CGCACAUUUACUGUCGGAACUUAACAGCGUGACAUCCAGCGGAAGUAAACAACACAAGCGCUAGAAGCGUUAGCUACAUGCAUAUAGUGAAUUAACAAGAGGAUGACAUUGUUGUUGAAGUUUUUAAUGAAGACAGGAUGUCUGCGACAAACUGUAGCUGCUGAAGAAAUAUUCAGAGUUUUUUGAAAAGCUGUCGUCGAGUACGAGGAAGAGAUCGACCGUCAGCGCAGACUGCUGGAUGUCAUCUGAAAACCUGAAAUAAUUACACAGGAUGGAGCUCCAGCAGCAACAAGUCUUUAAGGAGGAGGAGGUUCUCUCUGACCAGCAGAUCUGUGACCAGGAGAGGAACUACAGCCUGGACCAAGAGGACCCAGCAGAGCCUCCACAGAUUAAAGAGGAACAGGAGGAACUCUGCGCCACUCAGGAGGGAGAGCUGCUUGUAGUGAAGCUGGAGACCGAUACCUUUAUGUUGAUUCCUCCUUAUGAUGAAAGUGACAGUGAACCUGAAUCAGAAAGUGACCACCAGCUCCUCUCUGACAAUUCUCAUGUCGCUGAGAGUCAAGAUGAAGGCGAGCAUGGAGACUCAGGUUCAACUACAAAUACAGAGCCAGAACCAAAGAAAGGACAUCACAAAAGCAAAAGUCACAACAAUGUUUACAAACCUAACAGGUCAGAGAUUGACUACAAAACUCAGAUAGGUAAAAAUUCCUUCAAAUGUGACAUAUGUGGAGAAGCUUUCAAGGACGAGUCUGAAUUGAAUGUACACCUGAGCGUUCACACAGGUGAGAAACCAUAUUGUUGCAAAAUAUGCAUGAAAUGUUUUAAAUCGAAGGCUGGCAUGGAAAUCCACCUGAGAAUCCACACAGGUGAGAAGCCAUACCUUUGCAAGACCUGCGGGAAGAGAUUUGUCGUCAUGUCAGGAUUGAAAACACAUUUAAGGACCCACACCGGUGAGAAACCCUACUGCUGCAAAACAUGUGGGAAAUAUUUCUCACAAAGGAGUGCCUUGUCCGUCCACCAACGAAUCCACACAGGUGAGAAGCCAUACCUUUGCAUAACCUGCGGAAACAGAUUUCGUGACAAUGGGGCAUUGAAAAAUCAUAUGAGAAUCCACACAGGUGAGAAGCCGUAUUCUUGUGAGACAUGUGGGAAAGAUUUCCGACAAUGCAGUGACUUGAAAGUUCACAUGAAAAUCCACACCGAUGAGAAGCCGUAUUCUUGCAAAAUAUGUGGGAAAGAUUUCAAGAGUAAUAGAACCUUGCCAAUCCACAUGAGAAUCCACACAGAUGAGAAGCCGUAUUCUUGCAACAUAUGUGGAAAAGCCUUCCAUUUUGGCAGUGGCCUUAAAGCUCACAAGAGAACCCACACUGGUGGAAAGCAGUUUACUUUAGUAACAAUGUCGUCAGUUGAGUGUUUGAGAGAGUUUGUCAACGAGCGACUGACUGCUGCUGCUGAGGAAAUAUUCAGAGUUUUCAAAAAAGCUGUCGUCGAGUACGAGGAAGAGAUCGGCCGUCAGCGCAGACUGCUGGAUAUCGUUUGGAAGCCUGGAAUAAAGUACAACACAUUAGAGCUCCAGCAGCAACAUGUUCAUGAGGAGGAGGACAUUCUCACCAACCAGCAGCUCUGUGACCAGGAGUGGAACUCCAGUCUGGACCAAGAGGACCCAGAGCCUCCACAGAUUAAAGAGGAACAGGAGGAAGUCUGCACCAGUCAGGAGGAAGAGCAACUUGUAGUGAAACUGGAGGCUGAUACCUUUAUGUUGAUUCCUCCUUGUGAAGAAAAUGACGACCAGCUCCUCUCUGACAAUUCUCACGUAGCUGAGAGUCAAUAUCAGAAUGAAGACAAGCAUGGAGACUCAGGAUCAACUAGAGAAACGGAAUCGGAACCAAAGGAAAGACUUUACAAAAUCGGAAGUCCAAGUAGUAGUAUUUACAAACCUACCAGGACAGGGAUUCAGUGUAAUAUUCAGACAGGUAAGAAGCCUUUCAUAUGUGACAGUUGUGGGAAAGAGUGGAAGUCUAAGUCACAAUUAAAUGUUCACAUGAGAACCCACACAGGUGAGAAGCCAUACAUUUGCAAUACCUGCGGGAAGAGAUUCACUGUCAUUUCAGCCUUGAAAAGGCAUAUGAGAAUCCACACGGAUGAGAAACCAUAUUCUUGCAACACGUGUGGAAAAGAUUUCAGAAAUAGCAAUAACUUGUCAGUCCACAUGAGAACCCACACAGGUGAGAAGCCGUAUUCUUGCAACACGUGUGGAAAAGAUUUCCGAAUUGGCGGUGACUUGAAAGUUCACAUGAGAAUCCACACAGGUGAGAAGCCGUACCUUUGCAAGACCUGCAGAAAAAGAUUUAGUAUCCUGUCAGCAUUGAAAAGGCAUAUGAGAAUCCACACCGAUGAGAAGCCGUAUUCCUGUAAAACCUGUGGGAAAGAGUUCCGAUAUGGCAGUAACUUGAAUGAUCACAUGAGAGUCCACACAGAUGAGAUGCAGUUUACUUGCCAGUCAUGGGAGGGCUGCCAGGCUUAAUGGUGCCUUGAAGAUCAAGAAGAGCACACACUUCUGAGAAGCUGUUAAACUGCGACAACUGUGGGUAAAGAUACUUAGAAUGCGCUCCUAGAUGCACUUUCUGCAUCUGUGUGUGCCAGGGGUUCUUGUGAUGUAGAUCUUGUCAUCAAAUGCUGUAUGGAUCAGCUCUGUGCAGAUAGAAGUUAGGAGCUUCAUAAUUGCAGCAUCAGUGGACAAACUUUUCCUCAAAUUGCAUAGUUAAAAAUACGCCUGAGGAUCAAUAUACACAGGAGAAACGAUCGAGUGGAGAUGUGUUCACCUACUGAAUAAAAUACACUUUUGCAAUAGCUGCAUCUCUGUAAUAUAUACAAUUUCCUGUCGCAAAGAGGACAUAAUAUGUAAGUGUGUUAAAGUCGUACAUUUUCAACUAUACAAUGAGGUUUUGUUUAACGUUUAAAUUUCUUUCAUACACUACCUCAGUUAUGUGAGCGGACUGUUAACUCUGAAGUUGAAGCUGAGAGUCUUGAGACUAGAGUCUUCGCUUUUAUCUGCAACAUAUAAUUGAAUUUAGUAUUUUAAUGUGUUUUUCUACUGGUUAAACUUGAUGUACUUUUUGUUUUGUGGGACUUUAGAGUUGACAGACAAACACAUGUUGUAGAUGGUGUUCUAGGUGGAGUGCUGCUGUUACUUUUUCAUGUUUUGUACACUCAUAUAUUAUAUUUUCUUAUAUGCUUAAUGGAAAAUUUGUGCAAAGGUCCCAAAUAAAAGGAGCAAAAUGAUCAA
Messenger RNA from Acanthopagrus latus (yellowfin seabream), 3286 nucleotides. RefSeq names its product zinc finger protein 835-like. Gene Ontology annotation, biological process: regulation of transcription by RNA polymerase II. Lineage: Eukaryota; Metazoa; Chordata; Actinopteri; Spariformes; Sparidae. The transcript is spliced from 4 exons. Gene Ontology annotation, molecular function: DNA-binding transcription factor activity, RNA polymerase II-specific; RNA polymerase II cis-regulatory region sequence-specific DNA binding. Bases 272 to 2524 code for a protein of 750 amino acids. The record is from RefSeq and is a predicted model, not a curated record.